UCGAUGAACUUCUCCGAAGGCGACAAAUUCGGAACACCCGAUGAUAGUGUGUUGCCGCGAGACUGUUGGCAAUAUGACGCUUCGCAGAGACAAAAUGGGAUCCUCAGUCUUUUCCGGCGACAGGCCUUCUAGUCGUCAAUCGUCUGAUUGAUGAAUCCAGAGUCCUCCUUCAAUUGCCCAUGUGCACACACACCCGCGCUUGGGUUACGACUCAAUUGUGUGCGUGUGGUGUGAUGUUUUACUGCCUGAACCUUUCCUACUCGUUCUCCGGCACUCUUUACCAGUCCCCGUUUCUCCUGUUGGACUUCUGCUCUGUUCGCUAUCCCAAGUCCAGCCCCAGAAUCGUCCCACGGGGGUGUCGGUGCCUUCCUUUCCUUUCCUUUCAAGCGACGGCUGUCGUUACGCGCGCACAGAUCCUUCCAGCUAGUUUUUCUUCUUCAAGGAAGAAAUUUGCGCUCCUAAGUUUCCGAGUGUCCUUUUCGAUGUUGGGUUUGGGCUGCCAAGCGCGUCCUGAGCAAAGUUGGGGUAACGUCAGGAACGUUAGUGGAGGCAGGAAAGCCGUAGACGGAAUGGAACGACGAGAUCCAGUCCGGAAUUCGUAGAAGAGUUGUACUGUUUGAGGGGGGGCUUGGGGGGGGGGGAGGAGGGGUUGGGUUGAGUUGAGUUGAGUUAGGUUGGGUUGGGCAAUCGGAGGAUUCGAAGGCGGUUGAAAAGGUGGGAGAGCGGUGGGUUUGGGGGGUGGCCGCGGAUAGCAAAAGGGAAUGACGAAAGGCGCGGAAGGACAGACACAGGUUAGGAGGAGCUGUAAAGAAAGCCG
Tricharina praecox is the source of this 817-nucleotide messenger RNA. RefSeq lists its product as uncharacterized. The record is from RefSeq and is a predicted model, not a curated record. The coding region runs from base 180 to 602 and encodes 140 amino acids. Lineage: Eukaryota; Fungi; Ascomycota; Pezizomycetes; Pezizales; Pyronemataceae. The transcript has 2 exons.